Messenger RNA from Chrysochloris asiatica (Cape golden mole), 3119 nucleotides. RefSeq names its product ER membrane protein complex subunit 1 (gene EMC1). Gene Ontology annotation, molecular function: protein binding. The record is from RefSeq and is a predicted model, not a curated record. NCBI's taxonomy places the organism in Eukaryota, Metazoa, Chordata, Mammalia, Afrosoricida, Chrysochloridae. The transcript has 23 exons. Gene Ontology annotation, cellular component: EMC complex. Gene Ontology annotation, biological process: protein folding in endoplasmic reticulum. The coding region runs from base 7 to 3033 and encodes 1008 amino acids.
CUGGGCAUGCCGGGCCGGCGGCGGGCGGUGGGCGGUGCCUGCUCUCCCAUCAUGGCGGCGGCACGGUUUUCCCGUUUCUACCUCUGUGCUUUGAUCCUCAGCGCGGCUGCCGCAGUCUACGAAGACCAAGUGGGCAAGUUUGAUUGGAGACAGCAGUAUGUGGGGAAGCUCAAGUUUGCCUCCUUGGAAUUUUCUCCUGGAUCCAAGAAGUUAGUUGUGGCCACAGAGAAGAAUGUGAUUGCAGCAUUAAAUUCUCGCACUGGGGAUAUCUUGUGGCGUCAUGUUGACAAGGGCACGCCAGAAGGGGCUGUGGAUGCUAUGCUACUCCACGGCCAGGAUGCAGUCACCGUGUCCAAUGGAGGCCGAAUCAUGCGUUCCUGGGAGACUAACAUUGGGGGCCUGAACUGGGAGAUCACUUUGGACAGUGGCAGUUUCCAGGCUCUUGGCCUGGUGGGUCUGCAGGAGUCCGUGAGGUACGUCGCUGUCCUGAAGAAGACCACACUUGCCCUCCAUCACCUCGCCAGUGGGCACCUAAAGUGGCUGGAGCAUCUCCCAGAAAGUGACAGCAUCCAUUACCAGAUGGUGUAUUCCUGCGGCUCAGGGGUGGUGUGGGCCCUUGGAGUUGUUCCUUUCAGCCAUGUGAACGUUGUCAAGUUUAACGUGGAAGAUGGAGAGAUUGUUCAGCAGGUCAGGGUUUCGACCCCAUGGCUGCAGAGUCUUAUUGGAACCUGUGGUGUGGUGGAUGAGGCAGUCCUCGUGUGCCCUGACCCGAGCUCGCGUUCCCUCCAAACCUUGGCCCUGGAGACGGAGUGGGAGCUGAGGCAGAUCCCACUGCAGUCUCUCGAUUUAGAACUUGCAAGUGGAUUCCAACCCCGCAUCCUGGCCACGCAGCCCAACCCAGUGGAUCCUUCUCGGGCCCAGUUCUUCCUGCAGUUGUCCCCAAGCCACUAUGCUCUGCUGCACUACCACCACGGCGUCCUGAGCCUGCUCAAAAACUUCCCACAGACUGCCCUGGUGAGCUUGGCCACUACUGGGGAGAAGACAGUGGCCGCCGUCAUGAGCUGUCUGAGUGAGGCGCAGAAGCCUAGCAGUUCUGAAGAUGGUCCAAUGGGGAGCAUUUCGGAGCAGUCUAGUCCAAAGGAUUCCCUGACCUGCUUCAACCAGACCUAUACCAUUAACCUCUACUUGGUGGAGACAGGCCGACGGCUGCUCGACACCACGAUCACGUUUAGCCUGGAACAGAACGGCACUCGGCCUGAGCGGCUGUACAUCCAGGUGUUCUUGAAGAAGGACGACUCAGUGGGCUACCGAGCCUUAGUCCAGACGGAGGAUCACCUGCUCCUUUUCCUUCAGCAGCUGGCAGGGAAGGUGGUGGUGUGGAGCCGUGAGGAGUCACUGGCGGAAGUGCUGUGCCUCGAGAUGGUGGAUCUCCCUCUGACGGGGGCACAGGCUGAGCUGGAAGGAGAAUUUGGCAAAAAGGCAGACGGCUUGCUGGGGAUGUUCCUGAAACGCCUCUCGUCUCAGCUCAUCCUGCUGCAAGCCUGGACUGCCCACCUCUGGAAAAUGUUUUAUGAUGCUCGGAAGCCCCGAAGUCAGAUUAAGAAUGAGAUAAACAUCGACACCCUGGCCAGAGAUGAAUUCAACCUGCAAAAGAUGAUGGUGAUGGCCACAGCUGCAGGCAAGCUUUUUGGCAUUGAGAGCAGCUCUGGCACCAUUCUGUGGAAACAGUAUCUACCCAAUGUCAAGCCAGACUCCUCCUUUAAACUGAUGGUGCAGAGAACAACUGCUCACUUCCCUCACCCUCCGCAGUGCACCCUCCUAGUGAAGGACAAGGAGACAGGAAUGAGCUCUCUUUAUGUCUUCAAUCCCAUUUUUGGGAAGUGGAGCCAGGUGGCUCCCCCAGUACUGAAGCGCCCCAUCUUGCAGUCCUUGCUUCUACCCAUCAUGGAUCAAGACUAUGCCAAGGUGUUGCUGUUGAUAGAUGAUGAGUACAAGGUCACUGCUUUCCCAGCUACUCGAAAUGUCUUGCGACAACUACAUGAACUCGCCCCUUCCAUCUUCUUCUAUUUGGUGGAUGCCGAGCAGGGACGGCUAAGUGGGUAUCGGCUUCGGAAGGACCUCACCACUGAAUUGAGUUGGGAGCUGACCAUCCCUCCGGAAGUGCAGCGGAUCGUCAUGGUGAAGGGGAAGCGCAGCAGUGAGCAUGUGCACUCCCAGGGCCGAGUGAUGGGAGAUCGGAGUGUGCUCUAUAAGAGCCUGAACCCCAAUCUCCUGGCGGUGGUGACAGAGAGCACGGACACGCAUCAAGAGCGUACCUUCAUUGGCAUCUUCCUCAUCGAUGGUGUCACUGGACGCAUCGUCCACUCCUCCGUGCAGAAGAAAGCCAAGGGCCCUGUCCAUCUCGUGCACUCUGAGAACUGGGUGGUGUAUCAGUACUGGAACACCAAGGCUCGGCGCAAUGAGUUCACCGCAUUGGAACUCUACGAGGGAACCGAGCAGUACAACGCCACGGCCUUCAGCUCCCUGGACCGCCCGCAGUUGCCCCAGGUCCUCCAGCAGUCUUACAUCUUCCCCUCCUCCAUCAGUGCCAUGGAAGCCACCAUCACGGAGCGGGGCAUCACCAGCCGACACUUGCUGAUUGGGCUACCUUCAGGAGCAAUUCUCUCCCUUCCCAAGGCCUUGCUGGAUCCCCGCCGUCCUGAGAUCCCAACAGAACAGAGCAGAGAGGAGAACCUAAUCCCGUAUUCUCCAGACGUACAGAUACACGCAGAGCGGUUCAUCAACUAUAACCAGACAGUUUCUCGAAUGCGAGGUAUCUACACAGCUCCUUCAGGCCUGGAGUCCACUUGCCUGGUUGUGGCAUAUGGUUUGGACAUUUACCAAACUCGAGUCUACCCAUCCAAACAGUUUGAUGUCUUGAAGGAUGACUAUGACUACGUGUUAAUUAGCAGUGUCCUCUUUGGCCUGGUGUUUGCCACCAUGAUCACUAAGAGACUGGCACAGGUGAAACUCCUGAACCGCGCCUGGCGAUAGAGACCAAACACCAAGUACCUGAGAGCCGAGAGCCGAGGAGGCCACAGGCCAGCUAAGCAGCUAUGGCUGCAGUGUGACACAUUCGU